AUGCUCGUGAGUAACUAUAUCCAACAUGCCGAAUCGGGGCUUCAUACGUUUGCCCAAUUGGCUCACCAUUAUACUAUUGAAACUGAGGAAGAUAGCAUAGAUGUUUCUUGCACGACUAUUCCAUUGAUUACAUCAGAAAUAGGGGUAUACUACUCUGUUGAGAAUAUAUGUGUUCGAUUUUCCCUGACUCCUCAACAUGUCAUAUCGUUGCAAAAGUUAAACCACCAUUCAGGUGUGGCAAAUAUUCCUACUGCAGCCGAAAUAUGA
Molecule: messenger RNA, 267 nt
Organism: Hemisphaericaspora subhashii
Lineage: Eukaryota; Fungi; Ascomycota; Pichiomycetes; Serinales; Debaryomycetaceae
Exons: 1
Coding region: 1-267 (88 amino acids)
Source: RefSeq, a predicted model, not a curated record